AUGAUUGGUUUGAACUGGAGAAAUUGCAAAAAUCCAAGAAGCCAAACAGCUGCUGAAAAUUAUGAUCCAACAAGAAGCCACAAAAUCAAAAAUUCGGAGCAACAUUCCAAAGAGUUCGAUGAAAAAAAAUAAAUAAAAAAAUAAAAAAAUUCAAAAAAUAAAGUCAGUGCCUAUUCAACAAUCGAUUGGAUCAAUCAAAGAUUGUUGCAAUGUGGUCGACUUGCCAAAAAAAUUGUGAGUUUUUAUGAAAUCUGGGAAAUAAAGUGGGAUCGUUUUUAGUAAAUAUUGCAGCUCUGUUCACUAUUUUGUUUUCAAAGCCUCCUUUAAACAUGAGUUAUGACGUGGCUUCAAAAAAGUUUAGCUUCUCAAAAAUUUUAUGAAACUUAGCUCAUAUGUAAAUUCAAUUCUAGGUUUUCAACUUUUCUGAAAAAUUAUGCGGUUUGAGAAAUAUUUUUUUUUUAUUUCUUUGAGACAGAUUUUUUGAUUCAGAACUUCUGAUUCAAUAUUUUUAUUUGAAGUUAGACUUGUGAAAUCCAAGGUUUCUAGUUCCCAGAAGUUGCUACGUCAUAACUGCUGAGAAUUGAAAAUUUCUGAAAACAAGAUCAAGAUCAGAGAUUCAAAACCUACCAGAAAAACAUGAAAAUAUCUCAACACAUAUAUAUUUUUUCCAGGAAAAGAAACCGAACUCUGGAAUGUUGUCUCAAAUCUAA
Molecule: messenger RNA, 710 nt
Organism: Caenorhabditis angaria
Lineage: Eukaryota; Metazoa; Nematoda; Chromadorea; Rhabditida; Rhabditidae
Source: the annotation of a GenBank genome assembly